CGUUUGUGCACUGUGGUCAUUAUCAUCUGUCAUCAGAUGAUCUGAAAUUCUGAAAAAUUAUUAAAAUUAAAAACUAAUUUUAUUUUAAUGUUUAUUGUUCCUCUAACAAAUAACAAUUUCAUUAUUUCAUAUCAAUAGUAAUUAAUUGUUAUUGCAAAUAACAAUAUGCCUACUCUUGAUGGAAAAGAAAUCGAUAUAUUUUUUACUGAAGAAGACUUACCAUAUGAAGAAGAGAUAUUAAGAAAUCCAUUUUCAGUCAAACAUUGGCUUAGAUACAUAGAACAUAAAAAAUCUGCACCCAAAAAUGAAAUUAAUAUGAUCUAUGAGAGAGCUCUCAAAGAAUUACCAGGUUCUUUUAAGCUUUGGUACAAUUAUCUUAAAUUAAGAAGAUCACAGAUUAGAGGUCGUUGCAUUAUAGACCCUGCUUAUGAAGAUGUUAACAAUUGUUUUGAAAGGUCACUUGUUUUUAUGCAUAAAAUGCCUAGAAUAUGGAUGGAUUACUGUACCUUUCUAACAGACCAAUGUAAAAUAACUGUUACUAGGAAUGCAUUUGAUAGUGCUUUAAGGGCUUUGCCUAUUACACAACAUCAUAGAAUUUGGCCACUUUAUCUCAGUUUUCUAAAGAAACAUAACAUCCCAGAAACAGCUGUGAGAGUAUUCAGACGAUAUCUCAAGCUAUCUCCAGAAGACACAGAAGAAUAUAUUGAUUAUUUAAUAGUAAUAGAAAAAUUAGAUGAAGCAGCAGUGAAACUGGCACAACUUGUUAACAAUGAGAACUUUCAGUCAAAGCAUGGAAAAUCAAAUCACCAACUUUGGAAUGAACUUUGUGAAUUAAUAUCUAAAAAUCCAGACAAAAUUCAUUCACUAAAUGUUGAUGCUAUAAUUAGAGGUGGACUUAGACGUUAUACUGAUCAGUUAGGACAUCUGUGGAACUCAUUAGCAGACUAUUAUGUUAGGAGUGGUCUGUUUGAGAGAGCUAGAGAUAUCUAUGAAGAAGCCAUACAAACUGUAACCACUGUUAGAGACUUUACUCAGGUUUUUGAUGCAUAUGCUCAAUUUGAGGAACUCAGUCUAAGUAAAAAAAUGGAGGAAGUUGCUAAGAAAGUAAAUCCCACUGAAGAUGAUGACAUUGAUUUAGAACUUAGAUUAGCAAGGUUUGAAUACUUAAUGGAGAGAAGAUUGCUACUUCUGAAUUCAGUGCUUUUAAGGCAAAACCCACAUAAUGUAGCUGAAUGGCAUAAAAGAGUUAAACUUUAUGAAGGCAAACCCCAUGAAAUUAUUGAUACAUACACAGAGGCAGUACAAACUGUAGAUCCAAAACUAGCAGUAGGAAAGCUUUACACCCUUUGGGUGGGUUUUGCCAAAUUUUAUGAAAGUAAUGACCAAAUUGAAGAUGCAAGAUUGAUUUUCGAGAAAGCAACCCAAGUUAGUUAUGCAAAAGUUGAUGACCUGGCUUCGGUUUGGUGUGAAUGGACAGAAAUGGAAAUAAAACAUGAAAACUAUGAAAAAGCCUUAACAUUGAUGCAAAGAGCUACAGUACUACCAAGCCGCAAAGUAGCUUAUCAUGAUGACAAUGAAACUGUUCAAAUGCGUUUGUACAAGUCCUUAAAGGUAUGGUCCAUGUAUGCUGAUUUAGAAGAAAGUUUUGGCACAUACAAAUCCUGUAAAGCUGUCUAUGACCAUAUUAUUGAUUUAAAAAUAGCUACACCACAAAUAAUAAUAAAUUAUGGCUUAUUUUUGGAAGAACACAAUUAUUUUGAAGAAGCUUUCAGAGCAUAUGAAAAGGGAAUAGCUCUUUUCAAAUGGCCAAAUGUAUAUGACAUCUGGAACACAUAUCUGACCAAAUUCUUAAAAAGAUAUGGGGGGUCAAAACUAGAAAGGGCUAGAGAUCUGUUUGAACAAUGUUUAGAACACUGUCCACCAGAGUUUGCUAAGUCAAUUUUCUUACUAUAUGCUAAAUUAGAAGAGGAACAUGGUUUAGCCAGACAUGCCAUGUCUGUGUAUGAGCGAGCCACAACAGCGGUUCUACCAGAACAGAUGUUUGAGAUGUUUAAUAUUUACAUUAAAAAAGCUGCUGAGAUAUAUGGAGUGCCAAAAACACGACAAAUAUAUGAGAAAGCAAUUGAAACUUUGCAAGACGCUAAGGCUAGAGAAAUGUGUAUAAGAUUUGCAGAAAUGGAAACACGUCUGGGUGAGAUUGACAGGGCACGUGCCAUAUAUGCACACUGUAGUCAAAUGUGUGAUCCUCGUAUAACUGCAGAAUUUUGGAAUACUUGGAAAGAAUUUGAAGUCAGACACGGAAAUGAGGAUACAAUGCGUGAAAUGCUUAGAAUUAAGAGAAGUGUACAAGCUACAUACAACACUCAAGUGAACAUGAUGUCAGCACAAAUGUUAAGCUCAGCGGCACAGGCAGCAGGUACUGUAUCAGAUCUUGCUCCUGGAAUGAAAGAUGGCAUGCGAAUGUUGGAGGCCAAAGCAGCUGAAAUGGCUGUUCAGAACAAAGGUAACAUUCUAUUUGUUAGAGGUGAAACUCAAGGUCUCAAAGAAGCUGAUAAAGUAGUAAAUCCUGAUGAAAUUGAUAUUGACGAAGAAGAAUCUGAAAACAGUGGAGAUGAAGAUGAAGAAGUGGCACCUGUGCAGAAAAAAGAAAUUCCUGCUGCUGUUUUUGGAGGUUUACUAUCUGAAAAGGAGUAGAUUUUCUGAUACACAAAUAAAAUAAAUAAACCAUUAAUUAAUAAA
Molecule: messenger RNA, 2739 nt
Organism: Bicyclus anynana (squinting bush brown)
Lineage: Eukaryota; Metazoa; Arthropoda; Insecta; Lepidoptera; Nymphalidae
Gene: fand
Product: pre-mRNA-splicing factor syf1 homolog
Exons: 2
Coding region: 166-2694 (842 amino acids)
Biological process (GO): mRNA splicing, via spliceosome; generation of catalytic spliceosome for first transesterification step
Cellular component (GO): U2-type catalytic step 2 spliceosome; post-mRNA release spliceosomal complex; Prp19 complex
Molecular function (GO): protein binding
Source: RefSeq, a predicted model, not a curated record